This is a messenger RNA of Oncorhynchus tshawytscha (Chinook salmon), 3130 nucleotides long. RefSeq names its product TGF-beta receptor type-2. Gene Ontology annotation, molecular function: transforming growth factor beta binding; SMAD binding; transforming growth factor beta receptor activity, type II. The transcript is spliced from 10 exons. Gene Ontology annotation, cellular component: plasma membrane; signaling receptor complex. NCBI's taxonomy places the organism in Eukaryota, Metazoa, Chordata, Actinopteri, Salmoniformes, Salmonidae. Gene Ontology annotation, biological process: protein phosphorylation; transforming growth factor beta receptor signaling pathway; cellular response to growth factor stimulus. The record is from RefSeq and is a predicted model, not a curated record. Bases 148 to 1914 code for a protein of 588 amino acids.
CGGAACUCCAGCCAAAAGCCCCAAGCCCAACCAGUUGUUUCACUGAAUACAGCUUCAAUAAGCUCACUACUCACAUUCUCAAAUACAUAGAAAGAUACAGUUCGACCACGACGUUUUGACCGGGUUUACAUUUUAUAUGUUAAGAUUAUGGGGUGCUGGAGAUUCUCGGCAGUGAAUAUUGUUCUUCUGUCUUUCUGCCUUCCCAUCCUCUCCUUCACACACAUCAAGACCAGCCUGUGUAAGUGGUGUGACUACUCCAGCCCUAUCUGUGAGGACAGUGUGUGUUACACCAACUGUUCCCUCUCCUCCUUCUGUAAUCUAAGUGAAGAGAUCUGCGUUGCUAUAUGGCGGAAGGACAACCAGAGUACGAGUGUGAAGACGUUAUGCCACCAGCCCCAGCAGCCCCUGGAGAACAUCAUGUUGUCUAACUACUCCUCCAACGAGUGUGUGAUGACUCCUCAUCCUUCUGAGGACGGGGUCCUGUUCGUCUGUGGCUGCCUGGGAGAACACGAGUGCAACGAUAAGCUCAUAUUCGACAAGGGCUCCAAUGGUUUUUCCAAGCUCAAGAGUAAAGAUGUGAUCCCAGUGGUAGUGAUCAGCCUGGUCCCUCCCUUCUUAGUGGCUAUCAUUGCUUCCAUGGCUUUCUACCUGUACCGUACCAAACAGCCCAGCAAGCAGCCCAAAGACUGGGCUCCCAAACACACACACUACAAGGCCUUAGACAUCCCGGAGGGACUUAGUGGGCACGUCAUCCCCAGUGGUGAGGACUGCCAUGGCAAGCGGUCAGCCAUCAAUGGCGACACCACCUCUGACAUGUGUCCUGUCCAGGCCUAUAACUUCAACCACAACAUGGAGCAGCUGCCUAUCCAGCUGGAAGCCUUGGUGGGGAAGGGUCGCUUCGCUGAGGUUUGGCGGGCCAAGCUCCACCACCAGGCCAUGGGUUCUCUGUACGAGACAGUGGCAGUGAAGAUCUUCCCGUCUGUGGAGUACGUGUCCUGGAGUAAGGAGAGGGCCAUCUUCUCUGACGCCAACCUGGAGCACGACAAUGUGGUUAAAUUCCUGACAGCAGAGGAGCGAGGGCCCUCCGGCUCCCCUCAGAGGCAGUACUGGCUGGUCAUGGCCUAUCACAGCCUUGGGAACCUGCAGGACUUCCUGGCGGGCCACGUGUUGAGCUGGGCUGAGCUUUGUGCUAUGGCUGGGUCGGUGGCUCAAGGAUUGGCCCACCUUCAUAGUGAUACCACCCCCUGUGGGAUCCCCAAGGUGCCUGUUGCCCACCGCGAUCUGAAGAGCAGCAACAUCGUGGUGAAGAGCAGAAGAGAGUGUGCCCUCUGUGACUUUGGUCUGGCUCUGAGGCUGGACCUCUCCCUCACCGUGGAUGACUUUGCCAACAGUGGCCAGGUGGGGACAGCUCGCUACAUGGCCCCUGAGGUGUUGGAAUCUAGGGUGAAUCUGGAGGAUCUGGAGGCCUUUAAACAGAUGGAUGUCUACUCCAUGGCCCUGGUCCUCUGGGAAAUGGUUUCCCGCUGCGAAGUCAUAGGGGAGGUGAAGAGUUAUGAGCCGCCCUUUGGCUCUAAGGUGUGUGACCAGCCGUGUGUGGACAGCAUGAGGGACCUGGUCCUGAGGGACAGGGGCAGACCUGAGAUACCCACCAGCUGGACAACACAUCAGGGUAUGGAUCUUCUGUGCGCCACCAUCAAUGAGUGUUGGGACCACGACCCAGAGGCCAGGCUCACAGCCCACUGUGUGGUGGAGCGCUUUGGAAGUCUAGAAGAGGAGAUGGAGCAGAAGGGGUUAGACACUAUCAACAGCCAGAACAACCAUCAGGGUCCUCCCUCUGGCAUCUUCCCUGACUGUGACGUGGACCCUUUGACCCCUGAAACAGACACAGAGGGACCCUCAUCCCUGGGCCACUGACCGAGAUAAUACAAGGAUCACCAGAAAGAAACAUUUCUAUAUGAUAGAUUGAUGGCACUCUACCCUAACAACAAAAGAAAAGGGACACAUUUUUGUAUGAUAUAUUGUUUAAUUUGAAGGAGCUGGUCUCCUGUUUGAUUUGUGUAAUAUAGCCUUUAUGAAGUGUCUUACGAAUGCACUUAUGAACUUGUGACACUGAAGAGUUCUUUCUGCCCCUUGGAAAGUUUUGUGCACAGGAUUCAGGGAAGAGAGCAAACUGGCAUACCACUAAUUAUCAUCCCAAUUUAACAUGUACAUUUGACCAAUAACUAAAAAAGCAGAUCAGUUUUCAAAUCUGAAGUACAUAAAUCCUGUAGUGAAUGCUGACAUGUAUGCGUCACUAAUGGCACCCUGUUCCUUACUACUGUUGACCAGAGCCCUAUUGCUCUGCUAUAUACAGGGACUAGGGUGCUGUUUGGGAGGCAACAAUGGUUGUUAUUUGCUACAGUACAGACAGCACUAUAUUUUGUGACAAUCUCCAUUGGUGUUCCAGCUAUUUAAAUUGGUCCUCUUUCCUAUUGGAGAGAAUUUACCUUACAAGAAUGAUUUCUUACCACAUUUUUUCAUCUUCUUAAAUGAACUGUUCCAUUGCCUUACAGUGUGUAGCCUCAAAAGCCCAAUUUAUACCUGCCGCUUACAUGCGUUCUUCGUCCUGAUCUUCUCCAGUCUUGCCGGUUUACACUUACAAGAUCUGAUCAAAAUCAGUAAACAACAAGUCUUUUAAUAAUCUACACGUCUAAAAAUGUGGGCACAAUCAAAAUGAGUCAACAUUAGGACAAAGGGCGCAGGUAUGAAGUGGCUAAAGAGCAGUGUGGUCCUCGUCCUGCCAGAAUGUGUCCCAAAUGCCACUAUAGACUCUGGUCAAAAGUAGUGCACUAUAUAGGGAUUAGGGUGCCAUUUGUGAUGCACAACUAGAGUUAUCUCAGAGAUGAGGGGUUUGCAUUUUUCUUAACCACAAGCUGCUGCGACUGUGAAUGAUGAAUGUUAUAUAGACUAGGGACCACAACACACAAACUAGCAUGGAGAAAUGUUAUUUUUAAGAUGAAAGAAAGCCAAAGAGCAUUUAAUGAUUCCUUUGAACUAAUAGCUGCACACAUACACACGUUUGGGGUCAUUUAGAAAUGUCCUUGUUUUUGAAGGAAAAGCUAUUUUUUGUACGUUAAAAUAACAUCAAAUU